AUGAAGAUAUUUGAAGCCAAAGGUGAUCUAUUUCUUAAGAGUAGCUUGUGGGAGAAUAAUUGUGGCAAUCUUUCAGUGUAUGUCACCAAGAUUAAUUACGAUGUCAGUAUUAUAUUGUGGCAUCUUGCUACUGAAAUCUGGUACAAUAGAGCGAAAUCCACAACCAGAAAUGAUGAAAGGGAAUAUAGUAAGAUUCUCUCCGACUACAUGUUGUAUCUUGUACUUAAUCAGCCUAAUGUGGUGUCCACUGUGGCGGGCAAUGCCCAAAUGAUAUUGGCAAAGACGUUGCGCGUGCUACGAAAGUGCCCCAGUCUUACAACCAAGGAUGUGGAGGGGCUAUGCAACGCAUUUUAUGAUGCUCCUCUCGAAAUCUCUGUUUUGAGACCACUCAGCGAGGGGAUCAAUUUGGCCAAAGUGAUGGAAAGCCUCGGGGAUUCGAAGUGGAAGGUGAUGAGUGGAGUGUGGGUUGAGAUACUGUCAUAUGCAGCCAUUCAUAGUAAGGGAGCUGCACAUGCACAGGUGUUGAGUAAAGGUGGAGAGCUUCUAGCCUUUGUUUGGUUGUUGAUGGCUCAUUUCGGUUGCUUCUACACUCCUGAACGGGGCAUAUAUUAUGAAGACUGGCAUGAGCUCUUCAUUCCAAGUGUAAUACAUAGGUGUCGUGACCCUCUUGAGGCGGAUCCCAAGGAGGUUUGA
Eucalyptus grandis is the source of this 693-nucleotide messenger RNA. RefSeq lists its product as uncharacterized. The transcript has a single exon. NCBI's taxonomy places the organism in Eukaryota, Viridiplantae, Streptophyta, Magnoliopsida, Myrtales, Myrtaceae. The coding region runs from base 1 to 693 and encodes 230 amino acids. The record is from RefSeq and is a predicted model, not a curated record.